Hipposideros armiger (great roundleaf bat) is the source of this 3449-nucleotide messenger RNA. RefSeq names its product Fas associated factor 1 (gene FAF1). NCBI's taxonomy places the organism in Eukaryota, Metazoa, Chordata, Mammalia, Chiroptera, Hipposideridae. Gene Ontology annotation, biological process: ERAD pathway. Bases 407 to 2365 code for a protein of 652 amino acids. Gene Ontology annotation, cellular component: nucleus; endoplasmic reticulum. The transcript is spliced from 19 exons. Gene Ontology annotation, molecular function: ubiquitin binding; NF-kappaB binding. The record is from RefSeq and is a predicted model, not a curated record.
GGCGGCGGCCGGGGAGGAAGAGGAGGAGGCGGAGGCGGCUGUGGCGUUCGCCCGCCUGCUGGUUCGCUCGGUUUCCCCGCCCCCGCCGGUCUCGCUGCGGCUGAAGGGAGCCGGGUGUGCGCUAUCGCAACCUGCCCUCAUCCUGGCCGGCGACAGUAAGAUCGGACCCGCAUCCAGACCAACCUCCCUGUCGGGGCGGCUGCGGCGUGGGCUCCGCGGGGCGCAGGCGGGCGGCCCGGGCGCCUGAAGGUUACCGAGUGCAUGAGCUCCUAGCCUCCCGCGCUGCCCCGCCCGCUAGCCCCUCGGCGCCCGGCGGCGGCGGCGGCGGCGGCGACGGCCGCAGGAGGCGCCGUCUCCCUCCCAGGUGCGCUCUUCGCUCCCGGGGCCGCGGAACUCGGCGGCCGCCAUGGCGUCCAACAUGGACCGGGAGAUGAUUCUGGCGGAUUUUCAGGCAUGUACUGGCAUUGAAAACAUUGAUGAAGCUAUUACAUUGCUUGAACAAAAUAAUUGGGACUUAGUGGCAGCUAUCAAUGGUGUAAUACCCCAGGAAAAUGGCAUUCUACAAAGUGACUAUGGAGGUGAGACUAUACCAGGACCUGCAUUUGAUCCAGCAAGUCACCCAGCUCCAGCUCCAGCUCCUGCUCCCUCUUCCUCUUCGGCAUUUCGACCUGUAAUGUCAUCUAGGCAUAUUGUAGAGAGGCAACCCCGGAUGCUGGACUUCAGGGUGGAGUACAGAGACAGAAAUGUUGAUGUGGUACUUGAAGACAGCUGUACUGUUGGAGAAAUUAAACAGAUUCUAGAAAAUGAACUUCAGAUACCUGCGUCUAAAAUGCUGUUAAAAGGCUGGAAGACUGGAGAUGUGGAAGACAGUAUGGUCUUAAAAUCACUACAUUUGCCAAAAAACAACAGUCUUUAUAUUCUUACACCAGACUUGCCACCACCUUCAUCAUCUAGCCAUGCUGGUGCCCUGCAGGAGUCAUUAAAUCAAAACUUCAUGCUGAUCAUCACCCACCGAGAAGUCCAGCGGGAGUACAACCUGAACUUCUCAGGAAGCAGUACCAUUCAAGAGGUAAAAAGAAAUGUGUAUGACCUUACGAGUAUCCCUGUUCGCCAUCAGUUAUGGGAAGGUUGGCCAGCUUCUGCCACAGAUGACUCAAUGUGUCUUGCUGAAUCAGGGCUCUCUUAUCCUUGCCAUCGACUGACAGUGGGAAGAAGAUCUUCACCUGCACAGACCCGGGAACAGUCCGAAGAGCAAAGCACCGAUGUUCAUAUGGUUAGUGAUAGUGAUGGAGAUGACUUUGAAGAUGCUUCUGAAUUUGGGGUGGAUGAUGGAGAAGUAUUCGGCAUGGCGUCAUCUGCUCUGAGAAAAUCUCCAAUGAUGCCAGAAAACGCAGAAAAUGAAGGAGAUGCCUUAUUACAAUUUACAGCAGAGUUUUCUUCAAGAUAUGGUGACUGCCAUCCGGUAUUUUUUAUUGGCUCAUUAGAAGCUGCUUUUCAAGAGGCCUUCUAUGUGAAAGCCCGAGAUAGAAAGCUUCUUGCUAUCUACCUCCACCAUGAUGAAAGUGUAUUAACCAACGUGUUCUGCUCACAAAUGCUUUGUGCUGAAUCUAUUGUCUCUUAUCUGAGUCAAAAUUUUAUAACCUGGGCUUGGGAUCUGACAAAGGACGCCAACAGAGCAAGAUUUCUGACAAUGUGCAAUCGACACUUUGGCAGUGUAGUUGCACAAACCAUUCGGACUCAAAAAACAGAUCAGUUUCCACUUUUUCUGAUUAUCAUGGGAAAGCGAUCAUCUAAUGAAGUGUUAAAUGUGAUACAAGGUAACACAACAGUGGAUGAGUUAAUGAUGAGACUCAUGGCUGCAAUGGAGAUCUUCUCAGCCCAACAACAGGAAGAUAUAAAGGAUGAGGAUGAACGUGAAGCCAGAGAAAAUGUGAAGAGAGAACAAGAUGAGGCCUAUCGCCUUUCACUUGAGGCUGACCGAGCAAAGAGGGAAGCUCAUGAGAGAGAGAUGGCAGAACAGUUUCGUUUGGAGCAGAUUCGCAAAGAACAAGAAGAAGAACGUGAGGCCAUUCGCCUCUCCUUAGAGCAGGCCCUGCCUCCAGAGCCAAAGGAAGAAGAUGCUGAGCCCGUGAGCAAACUGCGGAUCCGGACCCCCAGUGGCGAGUUCCUUGAGCGGCGUUUCUUGGCCAGCAAUAAGCUCCAGAUUGUCUUUGACUUUGUAGCUUCCAAAGGAUUUCCAUGGGACGAGUUCAAGUUACUGAGUACCUUUCCUAGGAGAGACAUAACCCAGCUGGACCCAAAUAAAUCAUUAUUGGAGGUAAAGUUGUUCCCUCAAGAAACCCUUUUCCUUGAAGCAAAAGAGUAACCACGGCUCAGCGGUGGCACCAGCUGUUCCCUGACAAGCCAGAGGCCUGCUCCAGAGGAGGGCUCUUUGCCAACCCACCUACACGCUCGUCUCACUCAAUUCAAUGUCACACUUCUGCCUCUUGCAAGAUUGCUGGAAAAAAGUAAUAAUAAACAUAGCUACUCAAAAUGUCCCUUCCACGAGUAUAUGUUCCCAGCCCUCAUUAUAGAGAGUUACACGCCCUCCCUUCUGCCCUCACGUAGCCCUUGUUCGAUGCCUAACACUGUUCACGUGUGAGUGAUCACAAAGUAGAAUUUUUACCUCUCCAGUGCCCGUCUUCUCCCCACAAUGUCUAGGAUAGUUUCGUCUGUCCUGUGACACCAGGAUGCUGUGUAUUUGAUAUGUCUUAUUGAGCCAGGGCUCAUAUACCUCUGCCUUUUUAUUUUCAUAACUGGAUUUCUACUUUGUCACCUAGUUUCAAGAGGCAGUGGGGAAAAGCAUCAAAUGGGACUUCUUGGCAUGGAGAUGAAACAUUGUUGUAAGGAAAAAAGCAUAUCAUUUUUGCUGGUACUUUCUGACCUCUUUUACUAAGAUGUAAGGUUGUAUUUGAGGACUGAAUUUGACAUAUAUGCAAGGUAUUUAUUUACUGCUGCUUGCUUGGAUCUCCUGGCUCCGUCUAGGAGGCAUUUGCUGUUCCAUUGCAGCGUGGGAAACUGUUUAAAUGCACGGUGUAAAUGCUGCGAUAGUGGGAAGAGGACCAGCACCAGGACUUGGGUACCUGGCCCGGUGGCAGGAAGCUGCUGUUAGGUUUGCACUUGGGCCAUUAGAACCGCACAGAUACCAGCUCCCAGGUUGGUGGUCCUUCACUGUACACUGAACACAAUUCCCUCCUUCUUUCCUCUCCCUCUUCUCCACAGCGAUUUGGACCUUGUCACUUGGUGUUUUAAGCCCCCUGGUCUAUCGCCAAAAUCGGAUCAGCCACCCCUCGGACUCUGAGCCUUGCUAUUACAAGGAAUUUGCUCCACUGUUUCAUUCUUUUUAUGUUUUAACAUUAGAUAUUGGACCCCCAUCUAAAAUAAAAGGGAUCUCUUUCUAUGGCUGAUAA